AUUCCGGAAAAUAAGUCGGACUUCCUAACUCAAAACACUCUGCGUGUGCAUAUCAUAAACAAUUUGUAUAACCUUAUAAAUUAUACAUCGCAUAUAAUCCGUUAGUCCGAAAUUUGUUAAUUUGUAUAAGCGCGACACAAUAAUGAUUUACUAAAGGGAUGUGAAGUUUGUUCUGUAGGUCCAACGUGUGUUUUGUAGGUUGCUUGAACUUUCACCUCAGUUCACACAGCCACGCAGGAUCGUGUGGUUUUGACUGGACAUACAUGUUGUCCUAGUAACUAGUCUAUCUGUUGCAGCCUCAUGGAAACUUUCAUCAGCUUCACUAACCAGAGUCAAGGCAGGGAUCGCCUAUUCAGAGCAACCCAAUAUGCGUGCGCUUUGUUGAAAUACCUUCUGAGAAAUGAAGUGAAGAGGAAAGAUCUGGUGAAGAAGCUGCAAUUCCUGGAAUCUAAUAUGAGCUCAGGGCGGAAGCUAUUCAGGCUUGGGAACACGGUCAACUCGAUUCAUGCGGUCAAGAGCAAUCUUCAUAUUUCUGACCCCGUGCUGCGCUUUUGCCUUACUUUUGCUAACCUCAACCGUGCCUUGUACUUCAUCUGUGACAACAUACUCUGGGCCAGAAGUAUCGGGCUAAUACGAGAUAUCGACAAGGAGCGCUGGAGCUUGAACUCCACUCGCUUCUAUUUCCUGUCCUUGGUAAUGAAUCUCACCAGAGACGUCUAUGUGAUCAUUCAGCUUAUGGUGCAGAAGUCUCGGGACCGACACUACCAGCGAAAAAUCGACCAGCACCUCAAUGAAAGCCCGGAUGUGGCUUGCGUCAUAGUGCCUCAGCUUGACACGUUUCUCUUCCUUCUCCUCGAGAGCCUUAGAAAUGAGCCGUCUGUGGCUCUCGAUACAUUAAAAAAUGUUUGCGACAUUUUCAUUCCUCUUGACAAACUGGGCAUUUACCAGACAAAUGCAGGGGCUGUUGGCUUCUGUGGGCUUAUUUCCUCUCUUUUAGGCAUAUUGUCAGUUUUGAGGCCCAGCCUUAAAAUCAAGCCAUGAUUUAGGAAAAUGCUUUAGAGUAACACCCAAAAU
This is a messenger RNA of Carassius carassius (crucian carp), 1074 nucleotides long. RefSeq names its product peroxisomal membrane protein 11A-like. The transcript has 4 exons. The record is from RefSeq and is a predicted model, not a curated record. Gene Ontology annotation, biological process: regulation of peroxisome size; peroxisome fission. Bases 301 to 1041 code for a protein of 246 amino acids. NCBI's taxonomy places the organism in Eukaryota, Metazoa, Chordata, Actinopteri, Cypriniformes, Cyprinidae. Gene Ontology annotation, cellular component: peroxisomal membrane.